Molecule: messenger RNA, 339 nt
Organism: Eucalyptus grandis
Lineage: Eukaryota; Viridiplantae; Streptophyta; Magnoliopsida; Myrtales; Myrtaceae
Product: histidine-containing phosphotransfer protein 2-like
Exons: 4
Coding region: 1-339 (112 amino acids)
Biological process (GO): phosphorelay signal transduction system
Source: RefSeq, a predicted model, not a curated record
AUGGCUUCUGAGAGGGAUGCUCUUGUGCACGGCCUCUAUACACUCAUCAGCAACCUGGAGGAACAAGGCCUGUUGAACAGCAAUUUUGCGAGUGGUUAUCAAAUAAAACCGCAUGGCUUCAAGUUUUUCCCGGACUUGGUCCUGCUGUUCUGCAACAACAUCGAAGUAGCGCUGAGAGAGCUGGUUCUUGCAUUGGAACUCCCGGCUGUUGACUAUGACUAUACGUUCAAGCGCUAUCUAAGGAUGAAAGAAAGUACAACAAGAAUUGGUGCUUGUGCACUGGGGCUUGCCGUUGACGAUUUGCUGGAUGCCCUUGAGACUCCCUCAAGGGAAGGGUAA